AUGCUUGGAGACAUCAAAGCAGGUCGUAAUGAUGAUAAAACCAAUGUAAUGAAUAUGAUGGAAAAAUACCCAAAGUAUAAAGAAAUAUACGAACGUAAAUUAGUCCUUUGGGAUGAAUUUAGGAAGUCUUUUGACAGCCUUGAAAAAGUGCAGCAAGCAAUAAUGAUCAUUGAUGUGGUGUUAGACGAAUUAGAAGAUGAACUACAGAACACAAAAAAAAGAUUCUCUGAAGAUAGUGAUGACUACUGGCUGCUGGGAUCCAACUUCACUGCUGCUGAUGUAUACGUAGCAGUUUUACUAAACCGCCUUCGAUUUGUAGGGCUACAUCAUCACUUCGAGUCCAAGCCACUGAUUACUGCAUACUGGAAGAGAUUGCAAAGUAGACCAAGUUUUCGAGUUGCCUGUCUUCCUAGUCUAUACCCUUUAUUAUUUUAUUUUAUCGGCAAUCAAAUUAAAACAUAUGUUCCAGUUGUAAUUGGGAUAGGUGUCAUUGCUGCUGCUGUCAUCUAUGGGAGAAAAUACAUGAAAUGAAACCAAGUCGUGCAAUAUGUUGUUAAUCCGGGGACUUUGUGGACUGGUGUUUCUAGGAAAUGGUUAAUAGCAUAUUUUGCAGCAAGAAUUUUGCACCAAUGUAUUGGUUCUUAAAAUUUACUUUUCACAGCACAAUAACAUAUUUUGAUAGCCACUAGAAUUAAUAUAUAUGUCUGUACAGAUGUAGAGAAAUAAAAAAAUAUAUUUGAUUUAUUCGCAAAAA
Messenger RNA from Saccoglossus kowalevskii, 754 nucleotides. Its product is annotated as ganglioside-induced differentiation-associated protein 1-like. Lineage: Eukaryota; Metazoa; Hemichordata; Enteropneusta; Harrimaniidae. The record is from RefSeq and is a predicted model, not a curated record. Gene Ontology annotation, cellular component: mitochondrial outer membrane. Gene Ontology annotation, biological process: mitochondrial fusion; mitochondrial fission.